AAAAAAAACAAAAUAUUCAAACCGCUAUACGGAGUAGACAAAGUGGAUCUCGGUAUUAGCGCGAAGUCGCGCUUUACACAACAAUUAACAAUUGAUGUUAUAAGAAGACAAAUUAUGGUGGCAGAGUUCAUUGCCCGCCAGAGUGGAUCGCCCAUAAACGGUGAAACCGCUUGUCUUAACAGCAACAUGCCAGCGAGCCACACAAUGGCCCAUCCCGGACAGGGGUCACACGGAGGGCACGAGGCCCACGGGCCAAUGCCACCUCUAACCCACCCGGGGCACCACGUCAGCCAGCACCAGCACCAGCACCAACAGCACCACCAGCAGCAGCACCACCAGCAGUCCCAGCAGCAACAGGUCUCCCAGCACCACCAGGCGCAGCAGCAACAACAGCAACAGCAGCAGCAGCAGCAGCAACAGCAGACGCAGGCCCAGGAGCAGCACCAUCAUGACCAACAGGUGAUACAUCCCGAGAACUAUUCCCCGAAUUUUGACAUCAGAAAGGAACUAUUCUCACAGCGCAAACAAAGGGAGUUCAUUCCUGACAACAAGAAGGAUGACAGCUACUGGGACCGCCGCAGACGGAACAACGAGGCCGCCAAGCGGUCCCGAGAAAAGCGCCGCUUCAACGACAUGGUCCUGGAGCAGCGCGUGAUGGAGCUCAGCAAGGAGAACCACAUCCUCAAGGCCCAGCUGGACGCCAUCAGGGACAAGUACGGGAUCUGCGGGGAGACAGUUAUCAGCCCGGAGCACGUCCUCGCAGCUCUCCCCUCCGAGCCGGCCAUGAGCGUCAAGCGCGCCAAACUUCCACCGUCGGCAGCGCUCCUCUACGCCAGGUCGCCGAGUCCCGUCCACACGUCUGUGAUUCACCAACCAGUAAGUGGCACAAGAUCCCCCAGAUCACCAGCACAGCUCUAUGUCCCAGAGACCAGUGCCUAUCCCGAGACCGAGACCUUCCAGUAUCCUUACCCUCACCCCGCUAUCCACUUUGACACAACUAGCGCCCUAAAUCUGUCCUCCAGGGGCCGACGGGCCCAAUCACCCUACGAGCUCUCCUCUGGCAGCGGCGACGAGGGCGCGACCAUCGUUGUCUCCCACAAUCCUGCUGCCAACAACAGCCUACCCCACAAACUUAGGCAUAAGUCUCGCAUUGGGGACAAAGACGCUGCUAGCGCCCUCCUGGCGUUGCACGGGAUUAAGCAGGAACCUGGUCCCAGGGCAUCUCCGCCCUGGGACAAUGAAGGAUCCAGCGACGAGCGCGAUUCCGGUAUUUCACUAGGUGCUGAGUGGAAUGGCUCCAGCAUAUCCGCGGUGCCUGAAACGGAAACUGAGGUCAAAUCUAGGCUUGACAGACUUGCUUCUGAAGUAGCUUCGCUUCAGAGUAUUCUUCGUCUUGGUAAAGCAAAUGGCGAUCAUCUGCCUCAACAAGUUACCAACCACUCCGGGAGUACCAACAUUACCAGCAGCACUGGCCCUGCCAAUGGGUUACAAUGA
This is a messenger RNA of Cotesia congregata, 1494 nucleotides long. NCBI's taxonomy places the organism in Eukaryota, Metazoa, Arthropoda, Insecta, Hymenoptera, Braconidae. The record is from the annotation of a GenBank genome assembly.